Rangifer tarandus platyrhynchus (Svalbard reindeer) is the source of this 525-nucleotide messenger RNA. Lineage: Eukaryota; Metazoa; Chordata; Mammalia; Artiodactyla; Cervidae. The record is from the annotation of a GenBank genome assembly.
AUGGCAGCAGUCACGUUCCCCUCAGAAGACCCCAGAGAGCCGAGCACCCACCCCGGGGGCCUUGAGAUGAACCUGGAGACCAGCUCAGGCGGAAGGCCGGCGCGCCAGCAGAAGGCCAUCCCCAGAGCUCACCUGAUCUUCGUCAUCGACUGUGCGCGAGGGAAGCAGAUCUCCCUGGCAGCACCCCCGGGGCCACCCCGCACCCCCAGUCCCAAACCGGGACCUGCCGUCCCUCCGAUGAAGACCUACAUCUUGUUAUGCGGAGAAAAGCAGUCCCCCAACCUGACUCGGGAGGCUCUGCUAGGUGGGGGGGACCUUGCGCAGGCCGGGGGGCCCUGCCCAGGUGCCCCCUGCAGAGGGAUUGCGGCCCAAGCUUCCCCCCCAGCCAGCCCAGGAGGCCUUGCAGAGGCUCCUGAAGCCAAGGGGAGCCCCGUGAAGGCCGUGUCUUCGCGGUCCUCCGCGUGGGGAACGGUCAUCGGCUCCCUCAAGGCCCUCUCCUCCUGUGUCUGCGCACAGGCGGAUUGA